AUGGAACAUCUGGAGAUGCUAAAGGCACGCGCAGAGCAGCGUAGAGGCACUCUGAUGGUGAAAGCUCUCAACUCUUUCAUGGAGAACGAACCAGGUACCCGAGAAGAGCCAAAUAAAUCGCCACCUCCUUCCACCACAAAGACACUGGAAGCCAUUGCCCACGCCACCGAGAUAGCAAACACAGAGCGUACGGAGUCCUCCGAACACAUUGUCGAACAGUUGACUCUGCAACAUAAAUUGGAAGACGAAAAUGCACUACUGACGACGGGCCGUACGCUAAACUCAAUUGUCGCCGACACCAACAACAACAACAAAGUGCCGAUGACACCCGAGAUUGUGCGACCUUCGAUGCCACGCAGAGACAGCACAAAAUCUAAUACUGGCUUGGUUCCGAAAAAGGAAGAAGAUCCACUCCGGCUGCGAGACCAAGUCGCAAGUAGUGCGAUGCAGUCCGCUGCAGACUUCAUUCGAACAGCCGUGGGUGCGGACGGUGUUCUAUUUCUCGAUGCUUCGAUGUCAAACUUUGGAGAACUAGCAGAUGAGGAGGCCAUCAACAACACGAAACCAGGACGUGAGCCUGAGCUUUGGACUAGCGACACGGAAGGAGCUGGUAGCGCUACGGAUUCACUUGACAGGCCCAACAACCAGGAAGAUGUUUCAAAGCCUUGCUCGAUCUUCGGAUCGUCUUAUGGAUUGGUACCAGCCAACUUCACACCACCUCACGCCGAGAUCCCGAAGAAGCUAUUACAAUCUCUGCUCAGAUGUCACAAGCACGGCAAAGUCUUCUUAUACGGCGCUGAAGGUGACUACACUUCCGAUACUCAUACAUCGGACGGAUCGAGCUUUGUCGAGAUGCAACCCACUUCUAUGACAUCCACUGCAGGCCGUGGCGCGAAAGACUCCUCGUUCCAGAGACGCAAAAGAUCAACAAGGUCUGCCCUUGGCAAGAAGUUGGGAGCUCUGUUCCCGCAAGCAAGGAGUCUGAUGCUGCUCGGCCUCUGGAACAUGUCCCGAGAUCGAUGGGAUGCUGGCUGUAUCGUGUAUUCAAACUCGCCGAUUCGAGUCUUCUCUCUCGAAUCCGAAAUGUGUUAUCUAAAAGCGUUCUGCGAUGUCAUCACUGCAAAAAUUGGACGACUGGAUGUAGAAAUGUCGCACAAGGUCAAGUCAGACUUCAUGUCAUCCAUCAGUCAUGAGUUGCGCAGCCCAUUACACGGCAUCCUAGGAACGGCUGAGUUCAUUCAUGAUCAAAUUCAUGACGACGAUACCGCGGACAUGAUUGGGCAGAUCCAAGUCUGUGGCCAGACUCUGCUCGACGUGGUGGAUCAUUUGCUCGACUUCUCGAAGGUCAACUCUGUCUCCAAGCAAAACAGGAAACAGCUUGAUCAAAAGAUCCGUAACCGCUCAGGUGGCUUGAGCCGGACCGAAACACUUGGAGGCAUGGUCGUUGAAAAGACGAAUGUUUUGCUUGAUGAAUUGACGGAAGAGGUUAUCGAUACAGCAGUCUACUCGUUUUGCUGCUCUAAGGAUAAUCAAACCUUGGAGCAGCGCAAAGUCACGGUCGUUACCGACAUCGACCCCAGCGCUCUAUCUUUGAGCUGCGUAAUUGCUGUUGGAGCUUGGAAGAGAUUGUGCAUCAAUCUCAUCAACAAUGCACUCAAGUAUACCGAGCGGGGUUAUAUUGUUGCUUCUCUCAAAUUGAUGCCUCCAAAUGAGAGGCAGAAGCGUUCUCGCGUACGAUUGACGAUUACGGACAGUGGCAAGGGUAUCUCCAAGGAGUUUAUGACGAGUCAGCUGUUCCGUGCAUUCGCACAGGAGGAUGACCUGUCAGAAGGCACUGGUUUGGGCAUGAGUAUGGUCGCUAAGAUUGUCAAGAACCUCGGAGGACACAUCGACGUGCAAAGCAAGAAGGAUGUUGGCACAACAGUUUCAGUCACUAUGCCGCUCGACGUCAAAGGAUCUGGAGAUGCGCAGCGCAUUCACAACCGUACCCUGUCAUCUGGGCCAACGAUGAUUUCCAUGCACUGCCUAGGCUUCGCACCUACCGAGCCACAUCGAGAANNAAAGACUAUCAUGGCCGGUCGUGACUUCCAGAUAGAGACACUCCGGAAAACAUGUCGACAGCUCAACGUCAUGGUGUCACCUUCGAGUUGGUCUGCACCUGGCAGUUUCGAUCUAGCUAUGGUCACCGAGGAAGACGUGCCAGAGCUUCUAAGACUUUUGCAGCCGACUUUGGUGAGGACGCCUCAUGCUGGUCCCGACACCGUGCGUGCGAUCCGGACGAAACCUCUUCUGGUCAUCUGUAGGAACUGCAGGUCUCGACGUGAGUUGAAGGAAUCGGCGUUGAAUCAAUUGGUUCACGGUCAAAUCGAAUAUGUGGCACAGCCUUGCGGUCCUCGCAAGAUCGCCGCCGCCAUCAGGAGAUGUCUCAGCAACACGCCUAGCGAUGAUUCUUGGUCAGAGAAUUCUAUCACGCCCCAGGCCAACUCGUUGCAAAGACCUUCCUCUGGUCCUGGUUUCCCCUUCCCAGCAAGACGCCCAUCAGAAGACCCUAACAUGCAAACACCAAGGCCGCCGUUGCCAGCCCCUUUCAGACAGGGAAGCCAUGAAGACAAGCCUCCAUCGCUUCCCAAAGACUCGCCUAUGGACGGCUUCGAGCAACGUGCGACUGUGACUGUUACGACAAAGACUACGCAAGUCAAGACGACGAAAAUGGCAACCGAGAUCGAUCCUUCGAAACCGACACUGCUGCUUGUCGACGACAACGUAAGUUCUUCGCUACAUGAACUUCGAGGAUCAACCUAA
Messenger RNA from Aureobasidium uvarum, 2802 nucleotides. The record is from the annotation of a GenBank genome assembly. NCBI's taxonomy places the organism in Eukaryota, Fungi, Ascomycota, Dothideomycetes, Dothideales, Saccotheciaceae.